This is a messenger RNA of Pseudozyma flocculosa PF-1, 333 nucleotides long. RefSeq lists its product as uncharacterized. The transcript is spliced from 2 exons. The record is from RefSeq and is a predicted model, not a curated record. Lineage: Eukaryota; Fungi; Basidiomycota; Ustilaginomycetes; Ustilaginales; Ustilaginaceae. Bases 1 to 333 code for a protein of 110 amino acids.
AUGAAAGCCAAAACCGCCAUCCGCAUUCACCUCCAAAACGUCCUGAGCCUGGAAGAGCUUCGGGGAGAGCAUCCGACUCUGCAGAAUUUGAGGGAGUACGGCUGUGUCUCGUGGUCGACAAUCAACGACUCGACGGCCCACUACGCUAACGGCUUCUGCUUCGAGAUCAAUUCGGAGCUGCAGGAAGGUCGUUGGGGCCAUGAGGUGGUCGUCACAACUCUGACGUGCAGCAACUCUCCGACUCAUGUGACGGUCGAGGUCGAGGUUAGCGCGGACGAAUACGACAGCUUGGGAUGGCGCGAGACCAUCUCUCGACUCGAGGAUGAGCUUUAG